AUGGCCAUGAAACGUCAAGGACAUGAUCGGUGUGAGAAGCCCUCCGGUUCCGAGUUAGACUGUCAACGCCCUGGUGUCCUGGCAGUUCUCGAAAGCCAGACGCACUCGUUACAGUGCGUCCUAGAUUUCCCCUCAGAUCCAUGGCCCUGGGCCCGUUGGCGAAGCUUUGAGGCGGAAGCCUCUGUAUGUGGUCUGGUCCUGGGCCCCUACAUGGCCCGCACGAUAGGAAGGAUGGCAGCGAACUGGGGGUGGCGAGCUCACCGUGCUUCAAAGGAAUUGUGGAUAGGAUUCUAUCACAUGCGACUCUCACACCCCAAAGUCAAACCGUCGUCCCAGGAGUCUGGGACUAUCACGCUAUGCCAGCCCAGUGCCCAGCUACACUACUUUGGCAGGCCUGGCAAGCCUGGCCUGGAUAGGUGCCGCCAGUCCGCCACAAGCGAUUGCGGCACGGGCAAAACCGUUAAUCCUGCCACCUCAUGCGGACACGCUAACAUCAGCAAGACCACCACGCAGCACCGCGCCGUCGUUGCCCUAGGCCAGUAG
Molecule: messenger RNA, 543 nt
Organism: Colletotrichum orchidophilum
Lineage: Eukaryota; Fungi; Ascomycota; Sordariomycetes; Glomerellales; Glomerellaceae
Exons: 1
Coding region: 1-543 (180 amino acids)
Source: RefSeq, a predicted model, not a curated record